UUGUACAUUUGCGAAUAGAGCGUUUGAAACACGAGUGUAAACACUAGGAAAGCAACGCCAUUGCUGUCUCUCUCUCUAUCAAGAACAAUGAGAAAUCGAGGUGUGAUGAAUGAAGAUAGGUUGAAUCAGUUGCCUGAAGCUUUGAUUCUGCGGAUCUUGUGUUUUCUUCCUACAAAAACUGCCAUAACCACGAGUGUUUUGUCUAAACAAUGGCGUUCUCUUUGGAAGCUGGUGCCGAAUCUAAAGUUCGAUUCUGACGAUCACAAAAGUGAAGACCAAACAUUUUCAGAGGGUGUUUCCAGGUCGAUCCUUUCACAUAAAGCUACCGUUCUAGAGAGUUUGCUUCUGAGAUUUAGUUUAGAUAAAGUUAGUCCUGUAGAUAUAGGACUUUGGGUUGGAAUCGCGUUUACUCGACAUUUGCGUAAAUUGGUACUCUAUGCUUCAUACCCUGCGCAUGAUGAGACCUUCACAUUUCCGCCUAGCUUGUGUACUUGCAACACACUUGAGACUCUGAAACUCUCACUUGGUAUUAUUGUAGAUAUACCUUCUCCGGUUCUUAUGAAGUCUCUUAGAACUUUGCACCUUGGGUUUGUGAGCUACAAAGACGAUGAAUCUUUUCGUAACCUGUUAGCUGGUUGCCCUAUUCUUGAAAAUUUGGUUUUGGAUCGAGGUCAGUAUUAUGGUGAUGUUGUGACUUUCGUUAUUGAAGUCCCGUCUUUGAAGAGACUUGAGAUUUAUGAUGAUAAUUGUGACGAAAGGUUUGGAGGAUAUAGAAUUAAUGUCCCCUCUUUGGAAUACUUGGCAUUCCAAGAGUUAAAGGAUUUAGAGAUUAGUCUGAAUGCGCCGGAGCUGGUGGAGGUUUAUAUUAUUGGAGGUUCUUAUAAAAUCGCUAAUAAGUUUCUUGGAUCGCUUAAGUCAACCAAACGUCUUUCUUUCGAUUUAUUACCCUUGGAGAUUGUGUAUCCAACUAGUAGUAUCUUCUAUCAACUGGUGAAUCUAGAGAUGCAUACACGUAAAAAAGGGUGGUGGAAUGUACUUACGGUCAUGCUCGAAAUCUCUCCUAAACUACAAGUCCUCAGGCUCCUUGAUUAUAGGAAUAAAGAUGAUGAUAUGGUUGGCGGGAAAUGGAAUGAACCAAAGUAUGUUCCUGUUUGUUGUGUUUGUUGUGUUUGUUGUCUCACCUCGAGACAUUUGUGUGGGAAUAAUAUGCUUGGGAUAGACAAGAAGAGCAAGAAGUGGCUGCAUACAUUCUACGGUACGCAAAACUGUUGAAGAAGGUAACAAUCUCCACUAAUCCUAUCGAUUCAAAAGAGCUAAAGAAGUUGGAAGAGAGACGUAAGAUGCUCAAAGAGAUGGCUAGUGUGGUCAGGGCUUCCAAUUCUUGCCACAUUCCUUUCGAAUUUAACAUAUAAGAGUCAACUCUUCAUAGAGCCUGUUGGUUAAACAUAGGGAUUUACAUGGGUUUUGGAUAUCGGGGAUGGUUUCUAUAUAUUUUG
Molecule: messenger RNA, 1496 nt
Organism: Camelina sativa (false flax)
Lineage: Eukaryota; Viridiplantae; Streptophyta; Magnoliopsida; Brassicales; Brassicaceae
Product: FBD-associated F-box protein At3g52670-like
Molecular function (GO): protein binding
Source: RefSeq, a predicted model, not a curated record